Cutaneotrichosporon cavernicola is the source of this 891-nucleotide messenger RNA. RefSeq lists its product as uncharacterized. NCBI's taxonomy places the organism in Eukaryota, Fungi, Basidiomycota, Tremellomycetes, Trichosporonales, Trichosporonaceae. Gene Ontology annotation, cellular component: Golgi membrane. The transcript is spliced from 6 exons. The record is from RefSeq and is a predicted model, not a curated record. The coding region runs from base 1 to 891 and encodes 296 amino acids. Gene Ontology annotation, biological process: mitotic spindle elongation; vesicle-mediated transport.
AUGGGUACUGUCUGGGGCCAGUUUGAGAUACUGGCUCACCGAGUUCUCAAGCCGUACCGCAAGCUGAACAAGAAGAGCAAGGCAACAUUAUGGACGGUGCUAUUGAUCAACGGCCUGAUUAUCGCGGCCAUCAUCAUUAUUACGCCUAAGCGCAUCGGGCACUGGUUCAACAACCUGGCGGCCCAGUUGAAGGAUAUGGGAUUUCUGGGCAUGGUCUUAAUCACCCUCGGUGUCGUCGCGUCGUCCCACCCGCCAAUGUUCGGCUUCUCCGCGUGCAUGACCAUGAUAGGGUUCGCAUAUGGCCUGUGGUUCGGCAUCUUCCUCGGGAGCAUUGCGUCGCUACUCGGCGCGGCGGUUGCCUGGUUCUCAAUUCGCCACUUCUUCCUGGACUGGAUGCGCAAGUUCGGUGCAAGUAAGAGUAAGCAAUGGGAAGCAUUCGGCUGCGUCAUGAGGGACAAGGGCCUGCCACUCGUCAUCAUGAUCAGAUGGUGCCCGCUCCCUUGGGCGAUUGGUAAUGGCCUCUUCGCUUCCAUUGAUAGCGUCGAGCUCAGCCACUUCAUGAUCGCCAACCUCGCGUUCAUCCCCCGUCUCGCCAUUCCUGUGUUCAUUGGAUCUAGGCUCAACUCGCUCAGCGACGACAAGGACGACAAGCCAGACCCGCUGCGUCUCUGGCUCAACCUUGGAUCAAUUGCACUUUCCAUCGUAAUCUCCAUCGGGACAGGUACUCUCAUCUACCGCCUUACCCUAAGCGAGAUGCGCCGCAUUGAACACGUUGGCCACCCAGACGAGGGCGAGCUUGCAGCGGAAGCGUUCGAAAGUACGGCCCUUUUGGGGGACUUCAGCGAUGAUGAGGUAGCCGAGGAGCUCGUCCCAAGUCCGCAGCAGGUAUAG